Molecule: messenger RNA, 672 nt
Organism: Tripterygium wilfordii
Lineage: Eukaryota; Viridiplantae; Streptophyta; Magnoliopsida; Celastrales; Celastraceae
Exons: 2
Coding region: 1-672 (223 amino acids)
Molecular function (GO): RNA-DNA hybrid ribonuclease activity; nucleic acid binding
Source: RefSeq, a predicted model, not a curated record
AUGAAUUCUGUUCAUAAUGGAAGUUUUACUCAAUUCUGGGAAGUUAUUUCUCACACUUUGAAUGUACGUGAACAAGCCACCCUAGCAAUGACUAUGCGUAUGAUUUGGCUCCGCCGUAAUAAGUUUGUACAUGAAGGUAUUCUACAACAUCCCACUCAGGUUGCUUACUAUGGAAUUCAUUCUGCAGAGGACAUUGCUUUAGCUCAGAGUGAGGGUCCUACUAUGUUGGAGUCUACUGGCCUUAAUAAUAGCACUCUCAAUGCACAAUUGUGGAAAGGCCCUCCAGAUUUGGUAGUUAAGGCUAAUUGGGAUGCAGCUCUUCAUUCCCCUACUAACUCUACUGGCAUUGGUGUCAUCUAUAGAGAUUCAAGUGGUGAUGUUUUGGCGUGUAGUUCCUUGGUUUGGCAGACCAAGCUUGACCCUUCUCUCGCGGAAGCCAUGGGAGCCUUACAUGCUAUCAAACUAGCAAGGGAAUUGGGCUUUAAUAAUCUUUUAGUAGAAGGCGAUUCGUCUAUUAUUGUUGAUGCUAUUCGAGGGGAGGAGAUUAUCAAUGUUGCUGCUCAUAAUCUAGCGAAAUAUUCUUUUCAAGAGCAGGGGAUGCAGGUGUGGAUUGAGGAGGUGCCUCUUGCCAUCAAAGAAGUAAUUCAAGAUGAGAAGCGUGAAUGGAUUUAA